AUGCACCAAAGCAGCUAUGGUGAACAGAGAAUGGAAACCACUCCUGGGAAUGAUCCUCUGUGCGACUUUCGAGAGCACGGCGUGAGACACAAGCAACGGGAAGACGCGAAAGAUGAGCCUGGAGAAUAUUUUCCACUCAUCGUCGCUGUGUCAGAGAAGAUAGGGAACAAGAAAGCAGGGAAUAACGCGUCUCCACGAAAGAGCCGAUUUCUCUUGAUAGCAGAGGAGCAGAAGUUGCCUACAAAAAUCACACAAAAGCACGUCCCAGCGAAAGCGACACAAGGCCCGUCGUCGUCUAAAGCUCUGGAGUUUCCUCACGCGCACGUUUUGAUCAGUCGUUUCACUCACAACGUUAACAAGCACGGACACGAGCUGCGAACCGAAAUGCCCGCGCAAACUCAUUUUGGCUCAGUGACAACCGCAAGCCUUCACUUGCAUAUUGCGAUAGCGCUUCAAAAUGACAUUCGAGUCGUCGUCAUAGAAUAUGACGGAUACUUCACCCAGUUUCGUGGGAGCACAGCAGGGCUUUGGCGCCGUGUGCUGGCUCAUCAGGUUGACCAGCGUUUGAACAAUGGCGUGGUUCGUGGCAUUCAUUUGCGCAUUCAGCGGAAAAGUGCACUCGCCUUCGCAAUAGAACGCCGGGUACCCGUUCGGGGCGAUGAUCCAGUCCUGCCAAUUCAGAAAAACUCGGACUUGUCGCCGAUAUCCGUAAUCGGAAUAGAAAUACCAAAAAGGGCUCCUUCUCGGCUCUCACCAGGUGGUGGGAAUGGAGACCCACUUGAAUCGGCUUCGCAACGUGGCCUAUUUUUCGGGGGACACAAGUCCUUUCUCGCGCUCCGAAAUUCGGGAAUCGAAAUGAUCAACUCACCAUCCGCGAGAUUCACGUCCAGGUACAAUCCGAAAUUCGUAUCCGGAAACACCAUCCAAUCGGUGAAAGCCUUCGUCACAUUGAAUGUCAACCAUCCGUCCGAUGUUGUGGACGACCAUACGGUGUUUGAUCUGGAUUCAAAUCAGUGUCUUCGGAAAUUCGCAGAAUUCGGACACGACCUCUUUCACGACGAUAAAAGCAGAAAAUGUUCAAACCAGACAGUUUCUCGAUUGACCCAUUCCGUCAGAAUGAUUCAAACACGCUUGCGGCAACACUGGAAAAUACUUGAGAAUCUUUCUCAAUCGAGUGGGGGGUUCCAAAUUUGCCAUGAAAAUUACACCACGUCGCCUUCUGUGACUCCGAAGUGUUUCAAAUCUCGCGAUGAUCGCGAUGUUGUGGACGACCAUACGGUGUUUGAUCUGGAUUCAAAUCAGUGUCUUCGGAGAUUCGCAGAAUUCGGACACGACCUCUUUCACGACGAUAAAAGCAGAAAAUGUUCAAACCAGACAGUUUCUCGAUUGACCCAUUCCGUCAGAAUGAUUCAAACACGCUUGCGGCAACACUGGAAAAUACUUGAGAAUCUUUCUCAAUCGAGUGGGCACCCUUUAAAGCCGGACGAAACUAAAAUGAAGCUGCGCAAAGCGAAACAGUGGCAAUCAUCAUUCAAGCGCUCAUCGCGACAAAUACAAUACAAAGGAAACCUCGGUCAGGAUCAGCCAGUCAAGCGAUUGAACCUGGUCCAAGUCCAAGACUCACCAACAUCCAGCUCUUCUUCACCCGCAAAAUGAGAUGCAAGCAGCGGAAAACACACACGGGAUCCACUGAACUAGAAAUACCACGCAGUUUACUCGUGCUGAGGCUCGCAAACAAUCGUGAAACGAUAAUAAAUAAAUGGGAAUUCCAAUGCUACUGGCGUCGAUUCACAAAACCUACGAAAACGGAACAAAAACCACUGCACUCAGCAACAACAACGAAAAAAGAAGAAGCACACCACGCAGAAGUCGCAAACAGUGAAUCACUCACGCAAAAUCCAUAAGUCUAAUUUUCGCAUAAAAAAUGUACAACCCUUGGAAAUAACAUAACCAAAAAAGCAUAAUCGCUCACUCCGUUCAAGCGAAAAAAUUAAUGAUCAACAAUACAGGACGGAUUCUUUCAAGAUCACAUGCCUUUGUUUUGAAUUUGCUGUUCGCUGAAAACUGCUGAUAAGUAAAACUUUUCCUCCGAGAUUGCUCCGACAAUAAUAAAAUACCAUAUACAAAUCGCUAGAAUCAAGGAAUCCCCUCGGAUAACAAAUUCAGGCAAAUGGCCUAUGCGUUUAGAUGUAACUGGAACCGGAAGGACCAGGUUGCAUUUGGACGGUG
Molecule: messenger RNA, 2229 nt
Organism: Notodromas monacha
Lineage: Eukaryota; Metazoa; Arthropoda; Ostracoda; Podocopida; Cyprididae
Source: the annotation of a GenBank genome assembly